Molecule: messenger RNA, 1936 nt
Organism: Saccostrea cuccullata (small rock oyster)
Lineage: Eukaryota; Metazoa; Mollusca; Bivalvia; Ostreida; Ostreidae
Exons: 2
Coding region: 359-982 (207 amino acids)
Source: RefSeq, a predicted model, not a curated record
ACAAUAAUAAUAUCCUUUAUGUGACAGAGUUAUAUUAACUAUAAUUGUUUUAUUUGUUAUACUUUAUUUCUAAGGUAUCAUGUUUUACUUGGUAAUUGUAAAGUUGUUUCAUGUUUAUAGCUUUUCAGAUCGGGAUCAAUUACCUAAUUUUAAUCUAUGACACCAUUGUCUUAAUUUACAGCCAAUCAGCGUGGCUUCUCCUAAUCACGUGACCAUUGUUUUAUUUUUUACCAAAGGAGAAAGCCACACAAAUUUACAAGGAAAUUUUUUAUCGAAAAAAAAGUAUUUCCAGUUUGUUUCACGCAACUUAGGUGCGCGAUCCGGUUUGAACCGGUUUGGGGAGAACUUGUGUCACAACAUGGAAGAGCCGAAUUUCCUCAGGAUUUGUUUACUUGGACAUUCGUUUGUAACUCGUUUACGGCGAUAUAUGGACUCGCAUCCAGAUUUAAUGAACUUAAAGUUGCAUCAGGAUUUUUACAGUGUUUCAGUGCGGGCCCGUGGUGGUCUACGGAUCUCGAGCAUCGCUCGUUCCAGAGACUUCUUGACUUUUGAUAUGUUGCCGCACGUGUGUUUUAUGCAGAUUGGGGAAAACGACAUUCUUUUGCAUACCAAUGAAAUGAUUGUACGUGACAUUCUAUCUUUAGCAUCGUAUCUACAUUCCGGAAUAGGCAUACAAACAGUUAUUGUGGGUCAACUUCUGCGCCGCCAACCUUGGGCCUCGUCACCGGACUUCAACGAACGCAUCAUCGCCAUCAAUGUCAUGCUACGGGAACAGUGCUCAAACAUUUCGGGUGUGCAUUUCUGGCCUCAUAGAGGCUUCUGGACAGAUUUGACAUUUCUGUGCCAGGAUGGGGUUCAUCUCCGAUGCCCCUCCCAGUCAUCCCAUGUUGUGACCACCUCUCCUAUGCACCGGUUUUGGCGAAGUGUUCGCUCAGCUAUCUUACAGCAUAGGCACAUUUCAGGCCAGUAUCAUUCUGCUUAAAUUUGCUAGUCUGACCUUGGUUUCAAUUGCUUUACAUAUACAUAGCAAAAUAUUAUAACUAAGUACAAACAGUGAUUUACUUGAUAUGUCCUGUUGAUUAAGAAUUCACCCCAAUAUUCGGUGAUUUACUAGUUACAAGUCAUUGGGUGCAUGCAUUGCAUUUGUUUAUGUCAUAAACUUUAAAUUUUAUUGCUGUACGUGCCUUAUAUAACUGAUACAUGAUGAUGAUUAGUCAGUUAAUUUGUUUUUGGAGUAAAUUUAAUUCAGCUUUAUAGAUAAACUUGAUUGGAGUAGGUAUUUAUUUACUCCUGUAUAUACACUUUGGAAGCAACUUCUCUUUGUAUUGUGGGACCAUACACAUUACGAAAUGCUUACUUUGGAUGUUGCGGGACCAUACGCUUCAUCUUGUACGAGUGUAUUGUUGUAUGUGCAUUUUCCUUUGGUGCGGGACCAUACCACCUAAGACAUGCUUAUUUGGUUGUUGUAUUGUGGGGCCAUACACGUUACACAACUGUUUUCAUGUACACUAUUCGCAGUCGAUUCUGUGGUGAUGUUGCGGGACCAUACGCAUUAUCAUUUUAUGACUGCACAUGUAUUGAUUGUUUGUUACUGUUUAAUGUUGCGGGGCCAUACGCAACAGCAUAGAAAUAUGAUAUAAACUAUUUUAUUUUCAUAUGCACUUUUUCCUAUAUGAAGGAUCAAGCACACUUUAUUUCAAUAUUUGUUCAUGUUGGUCUUAAUCGUGUGUAUCAUCCACAUAAGACAUUACUGUUUACUGAAUAUAUUUCUGUUAAUGGAUAUAUUCAUAUUCAACUGUUGCGGGACCACACGCAACAUCUAUCUAAAAUAUUUCUAUGAAGUAUAGCUUCUUGUCUUUGUAUUAGUUUGUAAUCUUCUACUAUGUUAAACUAGCCGAAAAAUAAUAUCUUAAAAUUGGGUCAGACUAGCUUUAAA